Danaus chrysippus (African queen) is the source of this 1119-nucleotide messenger RNA. Lineage: Eukaryota; Metazoa; Arthropoda; Insecta; Lepidoptera; Nymphalidae. The record is from the annotation of a GenBank genome assembly.
AUGAAGGCUAAAACAGUAUCUGUGAAAUCCAAACAAAAAAACAAGAAACAAAAAUUAAAAGCACCUAAAUUAAAGGCUGCUAAGAAAAGUAAAAAAGUGCAAGUGAAAAAAUCUACUAUUAAGGAUACCACUAAAGUAGCAAACGUCAAGAGUCCAGAGAAGGAGGUGAAAAAAGUACAGAAUGUGAAAUAUAUAAUGCCUUCCAAAGCAGUUACAGAUGAGGUUGUAACAUCGGCUUUAACUGCCUUAGAAAAACUAACUGCUCAUACUUCUAACAAAAAUAUUAUCUUUGGAGACGAACAUCAAAUAUUCAUGGAGGUUCGAUGUAUUAAAAUACCACACUCUAAAGGGAACAUCAAAUUUGUACUCCCACAUAGUACAGUAUUGUCAUCUAAGGAAGUGUGUCUUGUAACACCGGACAUCAAGAAAGGAAAGAAACCUGAUCAUGAGCCUACUGUAGACAAAUGGGAAGAAUUGCUCCGGGGAGCCGGAGUUACAAGUGUCAAAACAAUCCUUCCUAUGAGGCAACUUAGAGUUGAGUAUGACCAGUUUGAAUUGAAGCGUAGAUUGUUGACGCAGCAUGACUUCAUAAUGGUUGAUACAAGAGUUUUAAACCAUGUGUCUCACAUCUUGGGAAAGAUGUUUUUCAAGAAACACAAUAUGUUGAUACCCGUUAAGAUAGAUGAAAGUAAAGAUAUUAAGAAAGAUAUUGACAUUGGUUUAAGAACUGUUAUGUUGAGGAUCAGUGAAGGCCAAACGGCCACCAUGGUUGUCGGACACACUGGUAUGCAGCAGAAUGAUAUCAAGGAAAACAUUUUAGCUGUCGUCAAUAAGUUGAAUAAGAGGUAUCCGGGCGGUGAAGCUAAUAUCAGAGGGCCAAGCAGUUCUGUAAAGACGAUUCCAAAACUUAAACGUCCUAAGCCUAAAUCAUAUGUUAUGUAUGAAGAUGAGUUAUCAACUCAUCUCAGGAGUACUGUAAGGGUCAAUCCUGAUGGAACUGUUAAAUUGAAAUUACAGCCACAGAAGAAAAAAGAAAGAAUUGUGGAAGAUGACAUUCUAAGUGAAGGUGAUGACAAUGAAGACGAUGAUGAAAUGGAUGAUGAUGGUGAUGAAGAAUGA